Lacerta agilis (Sand lizard) is the source of this 1745-nucleotide messenger RNA. RefSeq names its product tRNA methyltransferase 10A (gene TRMT10A). The transcript has 8 exons. Lineage: Eukaryota; Metazoa; Chordata; Lepidosauria; Squamata; Lacertidae. Gene Ontology annotation, cellular component: nucleus; nucleoplasm; cytosol. The coding region runs from base 175 to 1104 and encodes 309 amino acids. The record is from RefSeq and is a predicted model, not a curated record. Gene Ontology annotation, biological process: tRNA N1-guanine methylation. Gene Ontology annotation, molecular function: tRNA binding.
GCCCGUGAGGAGACGGCUGGCAGCGCGCGGCCCACGGCGUUUCUUGGUGGCGGUUGCUGCGGGUUGGCUCGCGCGGGUACAGGCAGUAUUGGAGGCAGAAGUUGUACAAUAUAUUGAUUCCAACAUUUGUAGCAUCUUCAGGAAAAAAAGAAAAGUAAGAUAAUUAGAAAUCUCAUGACAUCAGGAAUGCUACCAGAAAACCUUGUGGCAUCCAAGGUUACUGAUGUAAAAGGAGAUGGGAAGUGCAACCUUGAACAAAUGGGAAAUGAAUUACUGGAAAAGAUGGAGAAUAUUGAAGCUAUGUCAAAGAGGCAAAGAAAGAAGCUAAUGAAACAGAAACAGUGGGAAGAACAAAGAAACUUGCGCAAACAGAAACGUAAAGAAAAACGCCUGAAGAGAAAACAAGAGCGCCAGUCUCAGUUGGAAUCUAGCAACGAUGGAAGUUUCAGGAAACGUUUGCGUAGAGAUGUUGCUCCUAGUACCCUUCGCCUUAUUAUAGAUUGCAGUUUUGACAAUUUAAUGGAGCUAAAGGAUGUCAAGAAACUUCACAAGCAAAUUCAGAGAUGUUAUGCAGAAAAUCGCAAAGCACUCCAUCCUGUACAGUUUUACUUGACUAGCCAUGGAGGCCAGCUAAAGCACAACAUGAAUGAAACUGACAAAGGAUGGGUAAACUGGAAGGAUAUCCACAUUAAAUCAGAACAUUAUAGUGAACUGAUGAAGAAAGAAGACCUUGUGUACCUUACAUCGGACUCUCCUGAAGUCCUGAAUGAACUAGAUGAGUCCAAGGCCUAUGUCAUUGGAGGCCUUGUGGAUCACAAUCAUCACAAGGGCAUUACAUACAAAAGAGCACAAGAAGAAGGCAUAAGUCAUGCACAACUUCCACUAGGGAUCUUUGUGAAAAUGAACAGUCGGAAAGUUCUGGCAGUCAAUCAUGUGUUUGAAAUCAUCCUUGCAUUCUUGGAAAAGAGAGACUGGGAGGAAGCAUUUUUCACCGUUUUGCCACAACGGAAAGGAGCCAAACCACUAAAUGAGACAACCGAAGCCACCGUGUGCAAGCGGCAAAAGUCAGAAAUGGUACAAGGUGAAAUCUCAGAUAGCGAAUAAGCGCCCCUGGGUGUUAAUUUAAUUUGAAUAUUUAAUAUCCAAAGAUGGCAAUGGAUGGAAGCUGAAUGAAUACACAGGAAUGGUUUGCUGUCCUUGCAGUGUACAGUUGUUUAUGGAGUGCUGCACAGCUUAUCUGUUAUUAUCAAGCACUAAUUUUAUUUGCCAGAUCUGGACUUCUACUACUCAGAAAAUAUUUGAUUUUUGGUAGCUUUUUAGCAUGCUAAAGGGCGUUUAAAGAAACUUUGUUUCCCAAGGAAGCUGAUAUAUAUUUUUCUUUUUACUAUUUUUAUUUAAUAUUUGCCAGAAGGGGGAGCUUUUAAGUUUGAGUAGCACCUCUGCUUUUUAUUGACCAUGCCAAGAUUGUUUUCACAAGUACUACUGCCAAAUCACUUGUUCCGCAUUAAUACCUGUGUAUCUGAUUUCCCCAUCCUUGAAUACAGAGUUUUGUAUUAAAUACAUAACUUUGCUAGUUUCAACCCAGUUUUCCAUUCAAAUUUAAUUCCUGUCUUCUGAGGCAUUCAUUUAGCCAUCACUCUCAAUUUUCUGUUAGGAUAUUUAGGCUAUAAGACUUUCAUUAAUGCAUUUUAUGUUACUAAUUUUGUCCCAUUAAAAAAACAAAGCAGAUCAUGAUAUGUACAGUC